Nicotiana attenuata is the source of this 513-nucleotide messenger RNA. Its product is annotated as 1-aminocyclopropane-1-carboxylate oxidase-like. Lineage: Eukaryota; Viridiplantae; Streptophyta; Magnoliopsida; Solanales; Solanaceae. The transcript is spliced from 3 exons. The record is from RefSeq and is a predicted model, not a curated record. The coding region runs from base 1 to 513 and encodes 170 amino acids.
AUGGAAGCAUCACCCCGAACUGGUUCUUCGGUACAAAAAAUGUCAGGUUCUUGCUUCUCUGUUGCUGCUAUAGCAUCUACUUCUUCUACUUCUUCACUCACUUGUGCUUCUGUGUCUGAUGGAGUUGAGGUUGUCCAAGAUGAUAACGAAGAAGAAGUUGCAUUGUCAGCCGAAGAAGAAGAGGAAAUUGAAGAAAAAGAAGAAGGUGUUGAGUUAGAAUCAGUUGAAGGUGGUAGAUUGUACGUGAUCACAAAUGGAAAAUACAAGCCAGAUGGGAACAUGGUGUCCAUAGCAUCUUUCUACAAUCCAGGGAGUGAUGCAGUCAUUUUUCCAGCACCAGAAUUGGCUGAGAAAGAAGAAAAAGAAAACAAACUAAAGUAUCCGAAAUUUGUGUUUGAGGACUAUAUGAAAUUAUAUGCAGCCCUUAAGUUCCAAGCUAAGGAACCAAGAUUUGAAGCAAUGAAUAAGGCAAUGGAAACAGCUGCCAACUUAGGUUCCAUAGCAAUUGCUUGA